AGGGGCCGCGAUUUAAGAUGUGCCCCGCGCAUGCGUGCGAAGAGAUCUCCGCGUCGUGGCGUCGCCAAGGUAACCGUGAACCGCCGGCCAUGGCCUCCGGGGCGAACGGGAGCUGGGGUCGCUCCCCACCACAGAGUGCCUCCCCGACGCCCUGGGUGACCGUCCUGCAGUCCCCGGCGUGGGCCGUCCCUCCUGCGCCCCCGCAGCCGGGCCGCGUGAAGGAAGGUGAGACUCUGGAGUCAGCCUCGCUGCCCCCCUCGGCGUCCCCGCUGCACAAAUCCGCGCCUGCGGGGCUGGGUAUCGAGGGAGAGACCUGGGUACCCGGCAAGGGUGGCAGAGGGGAGGGGAGCCCCGGCGUGCGCUGGCAGAACCCGCGUCCCGUAGACCUGCUGGAGCUGAUGCUGCUGCAGAACGCGCAGAUGCACCAGCUGCUGCUGAGCCGCCUGGUGGCAGGGGCACUGAACUUCUGGCCUGUCCCGCCCAGCCCACAGGUGCGUGGGGGUGGAGCCCCCGGGGAAUCGCCCCUCUGGAGGUCCAGGGGUGGAGAAACACAUGGGGUCCCUCCUCGAUUAAGAGGACUGGGGAACAGAGGAGCAAAGAAGGCCGCCACACCUUUCUGGCAGGGAUUGAUAGGCCUCUAUUACAUGUGUAUCAGGCCCUGACAGGCCCAUGUCAGCCUCCAUUGGGGAAGGGGGGGCUUCCAAACUAGACCACCCAGGUCUUGCUUUCAAGGAGGAUUCCCUGCAUCGCAUACACCACUGGACUUCAGGCCCCAGGACUGCAGGCCCUACUGGACCUGGUAGAUCAUUAAGUGCCUGACCUGGAGCCUGACACUUUUUAGGUUCAAUUGAUAUUUGCUGAACAAGUGAAUGAAUAAAUGAGUGGUUAUAAAUACAAGUCAAGCUGGCUGUCAUGGCAUGUGAGAGAUACAAAGGGGAGUGCACACUUGGUUGGGGGCUGCAGAAAGGCUCCUUGGAGGAGUGGGGGUUCUUAGAAUCAGCCCUUGAAAGCCAGGUAGGAUUUUGACUCUUUGGGGGGUGGGGGCGGGGGUGAAAGGUGUGUUCACCACCCAGGCUGGCAGGGACAGAGUCAGGAGCCAGAAAGGAGGACAUCCUGUACUUGUGUGUAUGCUGAGCCCUACUCAGCCAGCAAUGGGCUCCUGAGAGGUUAGAAGAAGCAGGGGCUGGGUAAGAGAGGAUGCUGGCCAGCUGGGUGGCAGCGGAGAGGGCAUUAAAGAGUCCAGGCAGAGGGAGAUCCUGAGGAGCUGCUGCCAUCUCUCAGCCCAGGCCCUCAGGGGGCUCUCAGGGUGAGAAUCCACCUGACUGAUGGGGCACAAGCGGGUCCAGGGGCUGGGAGUGAGGCCAGGGGCAGUUCAGUGAACUUCCAGCC
Messenger RNA from Nycticebus coucang (slow loris), 1389 nucleotides. RefSeq names its product proline rich 29 (gene PRR29). The record is from RefSeq and is a predicted model, not a curated record. The transcript has 2 exons. The coding region runs from base 18 to 662 and encodes 214 amino acids. NCBI's taxonomy places the organism in Eukaryota, Metazoa, Chordata, Mammalia, Primates, Lorisidae.